Rotaria sp. Silwood2 is the source of this 870-nucleotide messenger RNA. The record is from the annotation of a GenBank genome assembly. NCBI's taxonomy places the organism in Eukaryota, Metazoa, Rotifera, Eurotatoria, Philodinida, Philodinidae.
AUGUCUUCUGAUAGUUUUCUUACUGAUUUACUUGCUACAAAAUUUACACUUGACAAGUUAGAAAAGCUUUAUAUCGAUGCUUUACAACGUAAAAAGACUCUGGAAGGUAUGAUAGAUCGCUUCGAUACACGUGGUGAGAAAGAACUUUCAACAAAUACAGAAUAUUAUUUAAACAAAUCAGAACUGCAGAUUCAAAUGGUCCAUACUAAUAUUCAAUAUAUAUGCAUGACUAAUAAAUAUGAUUUUAAUAGUAUUAUUGAUUUAUUAAAAUCACAAAUCGAUAAACAAGAUGUUGACCAUUCAAAUGAUUUAGAAAGCAUACAUUCACUUUCUUCAUAUAUUGUUGAUGUAUCUGAAGAUGGAUCAACGGAAGAACUUGAAGUUGAUCCUUUUGCUCGUGAUCAUCAACCAACAGCUGUUAAUUGUUCUCAACAACGUUCAUCAUCCUUUCGAGGUCGUCGAAGUUCAAUUAAAGGCGAAGAAGAAUAUUUAACACAAUAUGAAAAUCGAGAUCGUUGUCGACCAAACACUCGUUCACGUGAAAAUCAUUAUCGUCCAAACAAAGAACCACAUCAAUCUGAAUCAACGCUUUCAUCUUCAAGUGUUGCGCCAACAACAGUUGCAUCAAUAUUCGAAUCUGUAGUUGGAGAACCGAAUAUGGAAGUUCAACAAGAAAAUUCAAAAAUUGAGGAUACAUAUACAAUUGCUCUUCAACGUUUAAAUCGGUCAGAUAAAGAAAGUUCAAUAUCAUUAGCUUACUUUGAUAUAUUUGAUGGUCAUGGUGGAAAAGAAGCAGCUGAGGUUGCUCGACAAAAUUUAUGUCAACAUAUACUUGAACAAGAUGAUUUUUGGUCAGAAAUUUCAAAAUGA